CAAUAUCUGGUGCAGCUGUGCAUGCUUAAAGUAUUGCUAAACCCAGGACCCUGCAUUCACUAUAUCUUGUGUCCCACAGACCCUGCAUUCACUAUAUCUGGUCUCCCACAGGCUCUGCAUUCACUAUAUCUGGUCUCCCACAGUACACAGAACAUGGAAAUGCAGUUAUUUUAGUAAAUAUAAACUGCUAAAUACCUUUUCUCAUCAGCAGUUAGAGCAGUCUUGUGAUUUCUUUCAGUGUCCAGCCGAGCACUGGUUAAAGCUUGUAGGAGGAGUUUUCAUUUUGCUCUAG
Staurois parvus is the source of this 292-nucleotide messenger RNA. Lineage: Eukaryota; Metazoa; Chordata; Amphibia; Anura; Ranidae. The record is from the annotation of a GenBank genome assembly.